Molecule: messenger RNA, 277 nt
Organism: Funneliformis caledonium
Lineage: Eukaryota; Fungi; Glomeromycota; Glomeromycetes; Glomerales; Glomeraceae
Source: the annotation of a GenBank genome assembly
UGUUGAAUCAUGUGAACACUUUAUGGGAUCUGAUAGUUUUACUGGUAAUUUUAUUUUUCAUCUUGCUACACAUCAAAUUACUGAAGAAAGUCAUAAUAGAAAAAUAAAUGAUAUUCAAAAUAAGAGUCAGUUAUCACAACUUCAUAAUCAACUAAUUAGUUUAGGUAAUGAUGAAGAAUUUAUUGAGUUUGUGCAUGAAUUAGAUCCAAAUUAUCAAUUUCUAAGUGAUAAAACUAUACUACAACUAUUAGCUGAAUCAUAUAAUCAAAUCAAAAAU